Nasonia vitripennis (jewel wasp) is the source of this 5016-nucleotide messenger RNA. Its product is annotated as Bloom syndrome, RecQ helicase-like. Gene Ontology annotation, cellular component: nucleus; cytoplasm; chromosome. Gene Ontology annotation, biological process: double-strand break repair via homologous recombination; DNA replication. NCBI's taxonomy places the organism in Eukaryota, Metazoa, Arthropoda, Insecta, Hymenoptera, Pteromalidae. The transcript has 14 exons. The record is from RefSeq and is a predicted model, not a curated record. Gene Ontology annotation, molecular function: 3'-5' DNA helicase activity; four-way junction helicase activity; ATP binding. Bases 396 to 4751 code for a protein of 1451 amino acids.
UGAGGAAAGUUUUAUGGUGCUAACUUCAAAAGACGCGAUUUUCCCGCAAAAAGUGCGUGAAAUGAACAGGACCUUUUCAGCAGUCGCCCUGUGAGCAUGUGAAAAAGAAUAGACAAAGGAAAAAUGGGUUGACCUGCAGAAACGGGUGGUUUUGUUGAAAAUUUUUAAUUGUUCUUUUGCUUUUGUUUUUAUUGAGAUGAGAAUAAAAGUGUACGGGAUUACCACUUACAGUACAAGUUAAUUUAGAAAUGUUAAUUUAACAACGAGCGUAUGCAAAAUGUUUAACGUAACCUCUUCAAAAUAAACAGUGUUUACCAAAAAUUUUGAAUUCACUCACACACACACACACACACAUGUUAGGAUAUCAGUGCAUAACCGAUAAUAUUUGAUCAAAAAUGUCAAAAAAAACUCGCCAACAAAACCUCCAGCUAACUCUGUCAGGAUAUUUGAAGAAAAUGGAGAAAAAGAAGAUCUUGCCUAAACGUAUGCUGAUCAGUGACAGUGAAAAUGAAGAAGAGGAUGAGAACAAUGAAGAGACUGAUGCUACUAAGUCUAAUUCGUCAAAUUUGUCUGAUGCUAUUGAUUUAACUAACAUCCCUUCAGGUCUUCCAAGACAAAUGCUUGCGGUUUCUAAAAUGGACUCCAUCAUUUCAAUUAAUAGUUCAAUUGAUGAUGAUGACUUCAGAUCUGAUCGAGCUCAAUCUCCGAUUCCAUGUAUUGAUGAUUCAGUUAAAAAAGAAAAUUGUUCAAGAAAAGCAUUUGAACUUUGCAACUUACCUAUAAAAACAAGAACCUUAGCUGAAAACAGUUCUACCGCUGAUGGCACCAUAAGUGCAGAAGGUAACAACAAUUACAAGUUAUCAACAGUUAUAAGAAAAGAUGUUUCAAAUUUUGAAAAAAGCACAAAAUCAAAUGUUAAAUACAAAUUUGAUGAUAAAAACAAAGAACACGAUUUUCGAAGUUUGAUAAGUGAAACAUCUAGUUCAGAUGAUGAAAAAGAGUUUCAAAGUAAAAACAUCAAGAAGUUACAGAAAAAGUCACAAACUAUAAGAAAGAUAAAAAGCAGCAUUAUAGAUAGUGAUUCUUCAUCUACUCCAUCGCCUAUAAAAAAUGUAGCAAACACUUCAUUUGAAGAACCUACAUCUAAAGUUUUCAAAAAAUCUGCAAGAAAUAUUAUUGACAGCGAUACAUCAUACUGUGCAUCACCUUGUAAAGAAAAUACAUUACCGAAUAUCAACAAAGGUUCAGUAAGUCCAAAUAAUGUUUUCACAAAAGCAGCACUGUCAAAUUCAAAUGCUGAGACAAAUUUGAGACCUCUAGGUUUCAAUGGUGUAUUAGAUAAAUGGAUUGAAGUAACAAACAAUGGUUCGUUAGUUUCUGUCAAUACUCAGGUAGCAUCCAAAGAAAAACUAGAAUCAGGGAAAAAUGAUUUAAAGGAUUUACAGAUACAAAUACUGGAAAAAUUUUUUAAUGCUUUUGAUAAAAUCCCUGUUACUACUUUGAAUGAGUUUCCAGAGUUUGAUGCUGAAACAUGUCAACGUUUGAGAAGUUUGUAUCAUAGAGUUAAAGCCAAAAUCAAGCAGACUGAUAAAAAAUUGCAAAAUAUUAGUAUUCAGGAAGAAGAACAAGAAAUUGAAAAAAAAUUUGCAAAAGAUAAACAAGCAUUGAAAAUUUUGCAUGAAGAUUCCCUUACUGAUUAUGAACCAGAUCAAGAUCAUCUUUUAUCAGCAGACUAUGAUCAAAGUCACAGAUAUAACUACAAUGAAACUACUGAAAAUAAACGUUUACAAUCUACUAGCCAACCAAAAAGCAGUCAAAGCAGUGAGUCUCCUCAAACUCCACCUGUAAAUGGUCAAAAGAAAGGACGUUUUCAAUUGAAAAUGCCUGUUAAGGCAACUAUAAAUCCAGUGGCAUCAAAGAAGAUUGAGGAAAUGAUGGAAAAAUCAUUAGUCAUAAAGCCAAAUUCAGAAGAACUUCAGUCUAAAACGUCAUUUUCACAAUCACGUUACUUAGAAUCUUCAAAUGAUACUUGGAGUAACUUUGAAACAAAUAAUGUUUCAAAAAAGACUGAUAAUCACAACAAGUAUGAUCAACGAAAUAAUGUUGUAGAACAAGAUAGUCCAAACGAUUUUGCAAUGAUACAGCAAAUGUCAUCAUGGAGUGGCUUUGGUGACAAUUUCUCAUCUGGCAGUAGUGGUUAUAAAAUGGAAAAAAGUCUAACUCAACAGUUGUGUGAACUUCCAGAUAUAGAUAAAAAUAAAAUUAACAUGAUUUCAGAGCCUGAUUACGGUUAUGUGCAAUCGAAUUGUAAUACUAGUUCGCAAAAAUUCUCUCAAAAUAGCACUAAUUCUAAAACCGAAUCAAAAUCCAAUAGUAAUGAUGUGGUUGCUCAGUUUAUUGGAAAUUUCAAGAAUGACGGCGUUAGCGGAGAAUUCGAUAGCAUGAAAUAUCCUCAUUCUAGAGAAAUGAUGAAUGUCUUUAGACAAAAAUUUGGUCUGUACAGCUUUAGACCAAACCAGUUGCAAGCUAUAAACGCGGCUAUUUGUGGCUAUGACUGUUUCAUUUUGAUGCCUACUGGUGGAGGCAAAUCUUUAUGUUAUCAACUACCGGCUUUACUUACACCGGGAGUAACGAUAGUCGUGUCUCCCUUGAAGAGUCUUAUCAUCGAUCAAGUGCAGAAAUUAAUUUCUCUCGAUAUAUCAGCGGCUCACUUGUCUAGUAGUGUGACAGACGAACAGGCACAGUCAGUUUACAGAGAAUUGGCAAAGAAAGAACCUUCUUUGAAACUUCUUUACCUGACGCCGGAAAAAAUCUCCGCAUCUCAAAAAAUCGGCGAUGCGCUUAGGGCUCUUUACGAACGAGGAAUGUUAGCGAGAUUUGUGAUCGAUGAAGCUCAUUGCGUCAGUCAAUGGGGCCAUGAUUUUAGGCCAGAUUACAAGAAACUUCAAUUGUUAAGAAAAAAUUACCCCAAAGUUCCCACAAUGGCAUUAACUGCUACGGCAACUCCACGUGUGAGAACUGACAUUCUUCAUCAACUGGGCAUGACUAAUCCCAAGUGGUUCAUGUCGAGCUUCAAUAGGCCUAACUUGCACUACGUUGUAACUAGCAAAAAAGGUAAAAAUUCGACGGAAGAAAUCAUUGAAAUGAUUAAGAGAGAUUUCAGAAACGAUUGCGGCAUCGUCUAUUGCCUUUCUCGAAAGGAUUGCGAUUCCUUUGCGGAUACAAUGAAAAGUAACGGAAUUAAAGCUCUAAGCUAUCACGCUGGACUCAGUGAUCAUCAAAGAUUAGAAAUUCAAGGCAGAUGGAUUUCAGAACAGAUUAAAGUUGUCUGCGCUACUAUAGCGUUUGGUAUGGGUAUAGACAAGCCUAACGUCAGAUUCGUGAUUCACGCUACUCUGCCCAAGUCUAUCGAAGGCUACUAUCAAGAAAGUGGUCGCGCUGGUCGCGAUGGUGAAAAUGCAGAAUGCAUUUUGUUCUAUCAUUACGGUGAUAUGAUGAGGCACAGAAAAAUGAUAGAAGGUGAUAGCACAUCUAAUUGGGAGGCUCAAAAAACGCAUAUGGAUAAUUUGUUCAAGAUUGUUGCAUUUUGCGAGAACAAGACUGAUUGUCGCAGAGGAUUGCAAUUAAAUUAUUUCGGAGAGAUGUUUGAUCGAUCUAUAUGUAUCGCUAGAAAGCAGACUACUUGUGAUAAUUGCAGAAAUCAGGGACGGUUCGUUAAUGAAGACGUUACUGAAAAUGCUAAAGCAUUAGUAACGUUAGUUCGAGAUUUGACUAAACAAAGAGGUAACAGCGCUACUAUUUUAUACGUGACGGACGUUUACAAAGGAAGUAAUUUAAAAAAAGUCAGAGAUCAAGGUCACGAUCGUCAUCCUUUGUAUGGGCACGGAAAAUCUUGGCAGAAGAAUGAUAUCGAAAGAUUAUUGCAUAAAUUAGUGAUCGACGGUUAUCUUAAAGAAAACUUGUAUGUAAAUAAUGAAAUAACGUGUUCCUAUGUUGGCGUUGGACCGAAAGCCCAAGAGUUAAUGACUUCAAGCAGUAUUCAGAUAUUUUUACAAACAAGAAAAGAAGAAAAAUCAGCAUCUUCAUCUUCGGUCGUUGCUACGGUUACCAGCUCGUCAAGUACUUCUGAUAAUAAUAAGCAAGACUACAACAAGGGCAUAAAUGAGCUGAAACAAAAAUGCUACACUGAACUUGCUGAAAUUGUCAAUGGAAUCGCUGGCGCACUUGACGUUUCGGCUAACUCUAUUAUGAAUAUGGUAGCCCUUCGUGUUAUGAGUCAGCAGUUGCCUGAAUCUGAAGAAGACAUGCUGAAAAUCCCGCACGUUACGAAAGCUAACUUUGACAAAUAUGGUAAAGCUUUACUCGAUAUAACACAAAAAUAUGCAGCCGAAAGAUGCGUAUUGUUAGCUGAACAACAAGAGGCCGAGAAAGCAAGGGGCGCAGCUGCAUCUGUAGCGAGUGCACCGUACAUCGACGAGGACGACGAUUGGACAGAAGCUGCAGGCACGAGCUCGGGAGGUGGCAGAAAAAGAAAAAGCGGAUUUGGGGGCAACUUCAAUUUCAAAAAAUUCAAGAAAAGUACUGCAAGUUCUAAGCGUGGAGCCAGGAGUUCGUCAAAAUCUAAAGCUGGUAGUGGUGGCAGCAGCGGUAGUAGUAGAGGCAAAGGCUCAAGCUCUAAAUCGCGGGGCCCAGGACUCGUUGACUUUUCUAAUAAAAAGCAGAACCCAGGACGAUACGUAAAUCUUCUUUAGUUUAAAAUUUUUUUUUUCGUUUAAAUUAUUCCCGUUUCUAGUAUUGUCUAUCGUUUAAGUUCGUAAUGUAUUAUUGCUUUUCAUGCUGAAUGUUAUGUAGUUACUAUUUAUAAAUUUAUAUUACGAUUAUAAAGUUAAACAUAGAUUAUUUAAAGUACGAAAAACUUUUUUGCGUCUGUUUAUGUAAAUAAGAGUUGAUAAUGCGUAAUUUUAUACUUUUAUAAAGGUGAAUAAAUUUUAUUAAGAAUUUUGAUAAUAUAAAAAA